AUGACCGACGGCGAGGCGGUUGUUUCGACAAUGAACAAUGUCGAGGAGGUGCACGGGCAGCUCUUUGAGGUUCGACCGCGAUAUAUCAAUCUCUCCUACAUUGGAGAAGGAGCUUAUGGAAUGGUCGCUUCCGCACUCGACACAAUCACCCACGAGAGGGUGGCGAUUAAGAAAAUCUCACCGUUUGAGCAUCAGACUUUCUGUCAGCGCACACUUCGCGAAAUCAAAAUUCUGACACGCUUCAAACAUGAGAAUAUUAUCAAUAUCCAAGAAAUUAUUCGUUCCGAGAGUGUAGAUACAAUGAAGGAUAUUUAUAUCGUACAAUGCCUUAUGGAAACUGAUUUGUACAAAUUGUUGAAAACUCAGAAAUUGUCCAAUGAUCAUGUGUGCUAUUUUCUUUAUCAGAUUCUCCGCGGUCUUAAAUAUAUUCAUUCUGCGAACGUUCUUCAUCGCGAUUUGAAACCAUCGAAUCUCUUAUUAAAUACUACUUGUGAUCUCAAAAUAUGUGACUUUGGACUUGCUCGCGUAACUGAUCCACAGACGGAUCACACUGGAUUCCUUACUGAAUACGUCGCGACUCGAUGGUACCGCGCCCCGGAAAUUAUGCUCAAUUCGAAAGGGUACACGAAAUCGAUUGACGUUUGGUCAGUCGGAUGCAUUCUCGCUGAGAUGCUCAGCAAUCGGCCGUUGUUCCCCGGAAAACAUUAUCUCGAUCAGCUUAAUCUAAUUUUGGCGGUCGUCGGCUCGCCGAGCAAUGAGGAUUUGCAGUGCAUCAUUAAUGAUAAGGCCAAAUCGUAUUUGAUCUCGUUGCCGCAUAAGCCGAAGCAGCCAUGGUCGCGACUUUAUCCGGGAGCUGAUCCACGUGCUCUUGAUCUUCUGGACAAAAUGUUGACAUUCAAUCCGCAUAAUCGCAUUGAUAUCGAGCAAGCGCUUGCCCAUCCGUAUCUCGAGCAAUAUUAUGAUCCAGGAGAUGAGCCGGUCUGUGAGGAGCCAUUCACGUAUGAAAUGGAGCUUGACGAUUUGCCAAAAGAGAAACUGAAAGAAUUGAUUUGGCAAGAAGCCGAAGAGCAUCAUAAGCGAAUGAUGGAGGAGGCGGCGAAGAAUGGAAAUGGGCCGCCGGCGGUCGAACAAUAA
Messenger RNA from Caenorhabditis bovis, 1134 nucleotides. The record is from the annotation of a GenBank genome assembly. NCBI's taxonomy places the organism in Eukaryota, Metazoa, Nematoda, Chromadorea, Rhabditida, Rhabditidae.